UCAAUUCCAAGAAAAAUGAGUUUCCUCUCUCUCAUCUUCUCUGCCAUCAUUCUCACCACUUUCUGUUGCAGUUCUUUGAUUGUUGCUCAGCAGCCUUAUGAGGGCCAGGCGUUUACAGAUUGUUACAACACAAACACUUACUCAAAAUCUGUUCUUGGGUACAGCUGCAAUGGAGUGAACAAAAGUUGCCAAACUUACCUCACAUUCAGAUCCCAGCCUCCUUACAACAGUGUUUCUGCAAUCUCUGCUAUGUUGGCUUCUGACCCGUCUCAGAUUGCGGAGAUAAAUUCGGUUUCCGAGACUGCAACAUUUGAAACGAACAAGUUGGUGAUUGUUCCAAUCACAUGCUCCUGCUCAGGUGAUUUCUAUCAGCUAAACACAUCUCAUGUUGUUGUGCACGGUGAUACGUAUUUUGUAAUUGCAAAUAACACUUUGCAAGGCCUCUCAACAUGUCAAGCUAUGAUGAACCAGAAUACUAAUCUCACUACAAAAGAGUUGUAUUCUGGUACUAGACUUAGUGUUCCUCUUAGAUGUGCUUGUCCCACAAAGAACCAAACCGAUGUGGGGACCAAGUAUCUUUUGUCUUACAUAAUCGCUCAAGGGGAUUAUGUUUCAAAGAUUAGUGCUAGAUUUGAUUCGGAUACCGGAAGAACUCUUGAAGCUAAUGGGCUUUCUGAGCAAGUCUCUACCAUUUAUCCCUUCACCACACUUUUAGUUCCUUUGCAAAACCCUCCAUCUAGUUCUCAGACCAUAGAGCCACCCUCAUCAUCACCAUCACCUCCGGCGCCACCUUCAACUUCCUCUAAUAACUCAACGAAAAAAUGGGUUUAUGCCUUUGUUGGGGCUCUUGGAGGAGGUGCUUUUGUGUUGGUCAUAGGCAUCAUUAUCUUCUGCACAUUCUUUCGCAGAAGCAGAGGUACGAAGGGUGUCAAUUCAAUUAUUGUCUCGGAGAGCUUUGAGGCACUUGAGAAACCACUAGAGAAAAAGGAGGAAAAAGGAUCUCAGGACUUCUUAGAGGCUCUAUCUGGCAUAGUUCAAUCCCUCAAAGUUUACAAAUUUGAGGAACUGCAACGCGCAACAGAUGACUUUAACUCCACUUAUUUGAUUAAGGGGUCUGUGUAUCGUGGAAACUUCAAUGGGGAUUUGGCAGCCAUCAAAAAAAUGAAUGGAGAUGUGUCCACAGAGAUAAAUUUACUAAACAAAACCAGCCAUUCUAAUCUCAUUUGCCUGUCAGGAGUUUGCUUUCAUGAUGGACAUUGGUAUCUUAUCUAUGAGUAUGCUGUCAAUGGACCCUUGAGUGAUUGGAUCUAUUACAGCAACAAUGAGGGGAAAUUUCUGAAUUGGACACAAAGAAUACAGAUUCUGUUGGAUGUGGCCUCAGGGCUUAAUUAUCUCCACAGCUUCACCACUCCUCCCCAUGUCCACAAGGAUAUAAAGAGCAGUAACAUUCUUCUUGACAGUGACUUCAGAGGCAAGAUUGCAAGCCUAGGUCUAGCAAGGUCAACUGAAGCGCCGGAAGGUGAGGUUCCUUUGACAAAUCACAUUGUUGGAACAAUAGGAUACAUGGCUCCUGAGUACAUGGAGAAUGGUUUGAUCUCCACAAAGCUUGAUGUCUAUGCAUUUGGGGCUCUCAUGCUAGAAAUACUCACCGGAAAAGAGGUUGCUGUGCUUUAUGAGGAAAAUAGACAAUUGUCUGAUGUAUUAAACUCUGUGCUGAACGACGAAGAUGGCCAUCAGAGUUUGAGGCACUUCAUUGAUCCUUCUAUGCAAUGGAGUUAUCCUCCAGAACUUGCUCUUUUUGUGAUCAGAUUGAUCCAUGGUUGCUUAAAUAAAAACCCCGCAGCUCGCCCGGCAAUGGAGGAGAUGGUACAGUUUCUCUCAAGAACUAUGAGCAAUUCACUCAGUUGGGAAUUGUCAAGCAACAUCUCAGGCGACCAAGGUACAGAGGGAUUUCUUGAUGGUAGAGAAACUAGGACAGGAUCUCAAUCAACUACUUAGUUUAGUCAACUUAGAUUGUAUUGUAAUUUACUGUUAGUUUUGUUCUUUUAGAAAUACGGCAGUUAAGAUUCGUCCGAUACUUCUUGUUCCUCGUUAUUCUAAAGAAAUAAGGUAAUUUGUUGCA
Molecule: messenger RNA, 2122 nt
Organism: Prunus mume (Japanese apricot)
Lineage: Eukaryota; Viridiplantae; Streptophyta; Magnoliopsida; Rosales; Rosaceae
Product: lysM domain receptor-like kinase 4
Biological process (GO): protein phosphorylation
Molecular function (GO): protein kinase activity; ATP binding
Source: RefSeq, a predicted model, not a curated record